Molecule: messenger RNA, 1464 nt
Organism: Macrosiphum euphorbiae (potato aphid)
Lineage: Eukaryota; Metazoa; Arthropoda; Insecta; Hemiptera; Aphididae
Source: the annotation of a GenBank genome assembly
AUGUUUGAGAGAAUGGUACUGAAUAGAAUAAAAGACAAGAUAGACGGGAAACUAAUCAAGCAACAAGCUGGCUUUAGGGCUGGUAAGUCAUGCACGGGGCAAAUACUUAACCUUGUUGAAGAAAUAGAGAAAGGCUAUGAGAAUAAUGUAAUAACAGGUGCAGCUUUUAUCGACCUCAGCGCUGCAUAUGAUACGGUUAAUCAUAGAUUACUGCUUAAGAAAAUAUAUGAGCUAACUGAAGAUGCGAAAUUCACAAAAAUUAUUAGUCUUUUAUUAAGGAAUAGACGGUUUUUUGUAUCAUUGCAGGCCAAAAAGAGCAGAUGGAGAAGACAAAAUAAUGGAUUACCCCAAGGAAGUGUUCUAUCACCAAUUUUAUUUAAUAUUUAUACUAAUGAUCAACCAAUUGGGACCCAAACGAAGCACUUUAUAUACGCUGAUGACCUCGCUAUUACAACCCAGGGCAAAACAUUCGAAGAGGUGGAAGUGAAUCUGAAUGACACACUUAAUACUAUGAAGGAAUAUUAUAAUGAUAAUUACCUCAAACCGAAUCCAGCAAAUACACAAAUUACCGCUUUCCACUUACGAAACAGAGACGCCAAGCGGAAACUGAGAAUUAAUUGGCAAGACACAGAAUUAGAGCAUUGCGAAGAACCAACCUACUUAGGCAUUAAACUUGACCGAGCCCUGACAUAUAGAAGUCAUUGUGAAAACACAAAAAAUAAAAUAGGAACAAGAAACUGCUUGCUUCAAAAACUGGUUGGCUCUCAAUGGGGCGCAGACCCUCAUGUCUUGAGAACGACAGCCUUAUCACUAUGUUACUCGACGGGUGAAUAUGCUUGUGCUGCAUGGAGAAACUCAGCACAUGCUAAAAAGGUAGACGUGGCCCUAAAUGUAACUAACAGAUUAAUUACGGGGUGCCUGAGACCAACACCAGUUCAGAAAGUACAAGUAUUAUGCGGUAUAGCACCCCCUAAUAUAAGGCGAGAGGUGGCAGCAAGGGUAGAGAAAACAAAACAAGAAUCAGACUUAAGACAUCCUCUAUAUGGAGGUAAAACCAUGGGGAGCCGGCUCAAAUCAAGGAAAAAUUUUUUGAAGACAACAAUUAGCCUAUCACAAACACCUGAAGCAACGAGAAUAGACUUAUGGAAGGAGGCAAUGAAAGAGCAUAACUCACUGCUAUGGAAGGAUCCGAAGGAAAGCUUACCGACCGCAAGUCACUUACCAUGGUCGGUAUGGAAGACACUGAAUAGAUUACUAACGGAAACUGGAAGGACAGCGAGUAAUAUGAAAAAAUGGGGAUUGAAAGAUGAUGGGAAAUGCGAAUGUGGUGGAGAGCAGGAUGCGGACCAUCUGUUUGUAUGCCCACAAUUACCGAAUAAGUGUAGAAAGGAAGAUUUUUUGACGCAUAAAAUUUCAGACAAAGCAAUACAAAUUGCGGCUUACUGGGGAGCGAAGGGAAUAUGA